Olea europaea var. sylvestris is the source of this 1011-nucleotide messenger RNA. RefSeq lists its product as uncharacterized. The record is from RefSeq and is a predicted model, not a curated record. The transcript has 3 exons. NCBI's taxonomy places the organism in Eukaryota, Viridiplantae, Streptophyta, Magnoliopsida, Lamiales, Oleaceae.
AUGUGUAUAUAUUAUGUCAAUCAUGCCGUCAACCGCGUGGGCUAUGUAGCUCGGUCCCACACUCAACACACAAAUCUGCAAUCUGAUUCUAAACAAUCAAGUACAGAAGAUUUCGCGUCGGCAAAAGCAGUCUUGCUUGGAGCCUUAGCUCCUGGGGGUCCUACUUGGAAUACUUUAAAGAUUUCAUUCUUGAUGCUGGGUCUAUGCCUGGCUGCUGUGUUGGGCUUAGCUUUCUCUUCCAGUGACUCUGCUUCAGUACUCCAUGUUACAUUUCUUGUUCUGAUUACAGGCACCCUUUUCUUGCUCCUUACUUGAUUUCUCGCAGAGACAGGGCUUGUCUCAGUCGAACACCAAAUGCAGGAGAUUGGCUUAGCGCCUGGAAAUGGAGAGGAUAAAAGCAAGAAGAGCAACUGAAGCAACUCAAUCAAUACAUUAUGCAGUUUCUGAAGUACAAUACAUGGAAGAAACAAUCUCAAGUAAAAAGAAGUAGUUAGGACCGUUUGACAUUGCUUUUGCUUUCGAUUUCUGUAGAAGAGCUUUUGGACCAACUUCCUUUAAAAUUCUUAUAACUAGAAGAAGCAUUUUUAUAAAACUAGUCAAACGAGUUCAAAAGCAGUUUUUGAAUGACAAAAACUCCUUUCGAUUUUGCAAAAGUCAUGCCAAACGGACCCUUAAUAUAGCUCGUCUCUAUAUUUUUGAAGAUCUGCUCAUUUCUUCGUUGUGUGCUUCAACCUUCCUUUUGUUCCUCCUUCUUCGACUUGUGCUUUUUGCCCUUGAUGUAGCAGAAACAUGAGCAGCAGGGUAGCUGCAACAAGAACUUCAUUUCUUUUUCCGAUAUGACAUUUGUGUUGACACAAUAACUCACUUAUAGAGGGUUUUUGCCCAUUUGUAUUACUGUAUUUUGAUUCAUUUCCUAACCCUUCCAGAUAAAGAUGCUUAGCUUAUCAUGUUCACACUAAAGAUAAGAAGAUGCUUGAUUCUCCAAUUCAAGAUUAAUGCCUCCUUUCUAUC